AUCUGACUCCACUGGACUUUCCUCUAUAUGGAGAAUGGGCUGAAAUAUCUUUUAUUUUCUGGACAGGACGCAUAUUCUUCUUCCUGAAGGAAAUAACACUAGUGAUUAAGUGAAUGUUAGAGUCCACUUAUAGUCUCCAGUACACAUACAUAGAAACAGUCAGUUCAUUGGUGUUGAGGAGUAAAAUACUGAUCAACACGAGUACCAGACUCUAAUUCAGUCAUUAAUCUCACAUAGAGUCAUGAAUCAAAAUCCAGUAACAUGACUAGUGGUCAAGUGGAGUGGAAUUAAGGCACAGUGAUUCUUCUGGAUGCACAUCUGUGUGGACUGAUUUUGGGAAAAAAAGCAACCUUGCUGGAUAUAUUUCUGAGUGGAUGAUCAGUGUACUUGCUUUGGACAGCAGAUAUGAGGGGACAAUCCCCAAUGCCAAAGCUGAGAGAGUGAGAAGGGACAAGAGACCUCCACACCUCUGUCCACCCACCCAGACCACACUGCAGACCAUCAGGAGGAAGGACAGAUAGUCUGAUGCCAACUGUCUCCUCUGUGAAUCACACUGGACGACUCCUCCUGCUGUUGCUAUGGGCAGCCCACCUCUCCAUGGCGACCAACUGGCUUUCUCUGGCCCGGUUGCCACGAUCUCGUCCGAUUUCGGGCGACGGGCCAUGUGGGCGUCUGAGGGGGCUUUCUGCAGGACAGGUGGGAGUGUGCCGGGCGCGGGGGGAGGUGAUGGAGUCCGUAAGAAAAGCUGCAGAAAUGGUCAUCGAGGAGUGUCAGCACCAGUUCAGGAACCGCCGCUGGAACUGCUCCACUACUCCUCGAGGCAUUAAUGUGUUUGGCCGAGUGAUGAACCAAGGCACGCGGGAGGCAGCUUUCGUGCAUGCGCUGUCCUCGGCGGCGGUGGCUGUGGCAGUGACGCGAGGCUGCAGCCGGGGGGAGCUGGAGAGGUGCGGCUGUGAUAGAAAGGUCAGAGGGGUCAGUCCAGAGGGGUUCCAGUGGUCUGGCUGUUCAGAUAAUUUGUCCUAUGGUGUGGCAUUCUCUCAGACAUUCGUGGAUGAGCCAGAACGUGCAAAAGGCACAUCAUCAGGGCGUCCACUAAUGAACAUCCACAAUAAUGAAGCAGGACGAAAGGCUAUUCUCCACAAUAUGCAGGUAGAGUGCAAGUGCCAUGGUGUGUCAGGCUCCUGUGAGCUCAGAACCUGCUGGAAGGUCAUGCCCCCCUUUCGCCGGGUUGGUGCUGUGCUGAAAGAGAGAUUCGAUGGAGCCACAGAGGUGCGUCUGACACGAGUAGGCUCUCGCACAGCUCUGCUGCCAAAGGACCCCCUGGUCAAGCCGCCAGCCGCACGUGACCUUGUGUAUUUGUCCGCCUCACCGGAUUUUUGUCGCCUAGACCCUGAAAAUGGCAUCCCAGGGACAGCCGGCCGACGCUGCAACGGAACAUCGCGGCUGGCACCGGACGGCUGUGAGCUGGUGUGCUGUGGACCAGGUUUCCGGGCUGGAAGGGCCGAGGUGAUCCAGCGCUGCUCCUGCAAGUUCUCAUGGUGCUGCUCAGUCCGGUGCCAGCAGUGCAAAAAUACUGUGCUUAUUCACACCUGCAGAGAGUGACACACUUAAAUAUACAUUCACACAUGCACACCUGACACAAAACACUCUUACACACUCAUAGUGCCACACAAAAUAAACUCCCAUCCUAAACAGCAGUUUGGUAAAACAUUUGUGCAAUGCUGUAGCCCAAGAAGUGCUAUAAAAUACAAUUUGACUUAGCUAUGUUAGUCAUGUUUUAAAGGUUAUAACUGCAUACUGUUUCACAUUUUUAGGGGUUGUACACUACCAAAAAUAUGUCAGUGAAUACUUUGACUUCUGCACUGAUUACUGAUAAAAUUGUGUUCUGGUCAUCAAAUACAAUCUAAUUAAACUAAUAAAACAGUUAAUGUUUUUAACUAAGCACAUUAUCAUUGAUUUAACAUUCAUAGUGCAGGCUAAAAAAAGUAAGUGAACUCUGAAUGUUAAUGUAGAUCCACCUUUAGCAGCCAAUAACCAAAUACUUUACUUUACUGCAGAUAAGAUUGUGUUACCUUGACAAGACGUUUUGUACAAUUCCUACAUAAACAUGUUUCAGUUCAUCCAUGUUGUUAUCAUGUUAGUAAGGUUAUUGGACAGCAUCUUGCUGGGAUUAAGUUCGGGACAAACCAUUGUCUAUUUUUAACCAUUCUUGAGUUAAUUUACUUGUGUACUUGUGCUUUGCUUCUAAAAGAGAAUCUAAAGGUCAUUACAUUAAAAUUUAAGUUCACUUACUUUUUUCUAGCCUGCACUGAAUCAAAUCAGUAAUCAGUGCAGAAAUCAUCCAGACAAUUGUGAUUCCAAAUGAUAGUCAAAUAAUGUACUUACUUUUUCUUGCAAAUAUACAAAAAACGCAAUUAAAAAAUCCCCUGUACUUUCACUGAAAUUAAAACUCACAGAUUUGAAGAUCCAUUGCUAUCAGAUUCCCAGACUUAAGUCCAAAAAAAGAACAAAGGUUUCUUUGCUAUAAAGGUUCUAAAAAGAAACUGAAAUUCGUACACACAUGUACACACCACUUCCCUCUCUUUGUGUUGAUCCUGUUUUUAUGUUUUCAGUUCUCCUACCUUUGCACAGGCACUACACAACUACACAAAAAAUGUCAAAUCAUCCUAUUUUUAGAGCAGUUUUGCUUACAAUAAACCCUCCAACUGAUGCAUGUAUGCACACAAACACACACACAUGCAUGCACACACACGCGCACACACACACACAACUAACUUGAUCAGACAAAGCUUUAAGGCUGAAAUUAACCCAGGAAUAACACUUCCUUACAGGCAUUUAGGAUGUAAUAGUGUUACAAAUGUAGAGUAGUGAGCUUCGCAUAUCAGCAGUAUUUAUAAUUCCUCAUCAGUGCUACUGAUUGUGUCUCUUGUCUCUUAUUUAUUUGAAUUUCAUUUCUGCCCGUGUGCAAGUCGGGAUUCUCUUUGCAUUGUUCUGUUCUUGCUGCUAUAUUCUCAGACUGCCUGGUCAAAAUAAACUGGUUUACACACCAAAUGCCAAACUA
This is a messenger RNA of Astyanax mexicanus (Mexican tetra), 3061 nucleotides long. It is a transcript of the gene wnt4b, whose product is annotated as wingless-type MMTV integration site family, member 4b. Bases 526 to 1602 code for a protein of 358 amino acids. The record is from RefSeq and is a predicted model, not a curated record. Gene Ontology annotation, cellular component: extracellular region. NCBI's taxonomy places the organism in Eukaryota, Metazoa, Chordata, Actinopteri, Characiformes, Acestrorhamphidae. Gene Ontology annotation, molecular function: cytokine activity; frizzled binding. The transcript is spliced from 9 exons. Gene Ontology annotation, biological process: canonical Wnt signaling pathway; multicellular organism development; neuron differentiation.